Humulus lupulus (European hop) is the source of this 2077-nucleotide messenger RNA. RefSeq names its product type I inositol polyphosphate 5-phosphatase 8-like. The transcript has 7 exons. Gene Ontology annotation, biological process: phosphatidylinositol dephosphorylation. Bases 393 to 1856 code for a protein of 487 amino acids. The record is from RefSeq and is a predicted model, not a curated record. Gene Ontology annotation, molecular function: inositol-polyphosphate 5-phosphatase activity; phosphatidylinositol-4,5-bisphosphate 5-phosphatase activity; phosphatidylinositol-3,4,5-trisphosphate 5-phosphatase activity. Lineage: Eukaryota; Viridiplantae; Streptophyta; Magnoliopsida; Rosales; Cannabaceae.
CCACGAAAUGUAAGAGCCGAGAGGGUUGAGGAAACUUCUCCUAUCCAGCUUUGACUUGCACACAACUCUCUCUCUGCAACCCCUCUUGGAAUUGUCGUUGUAAAUAAUUACUUUCUGAACUCCAUGUCCUUUUCUCUCUUUCUUUAGAUAAAUGGCGAUGGACACAAAGACCAUUUACAGCUAAAUCUACUUACAUUUUCAGAAACGAAACUAGAAGCCAUAACAAAAGGGAUGUUCUCACCACUAGCUUUCGUCUAAGCAAAGGUUGCAAGAAACUUGAACAACACACCUAUAAUCCUAUAUAUGAAUUCCAUCUUUUUGUGACACAGUGGAAUGGACCGGAUCGCUCUCGCAAGCCAGGUAUAAAAAACCAUAAAUUAAGAAACAGUAGGAUGCCCAAGUGGUUCAAGAGGAAGCCCAAGAGAGCUGCUGACCAGUAUCAACCAAAUGAACUUUCAGAUGGGAAUGAAGAUGAAAGUGAUGAAUACCUGGAUGACAUGCUCGUUCGGUCGUCGGAGUCGGAUCCAUGCACUUCAAGCACUAAUGAGUUAAGAAUUUUUGUGGGUACUUGGAACGUGGCGGGGAGGUCUCCCAUAGGGAGCUUGGCCGUCGAUUUGGAUGAGUGGUUGAAUCUAAAAGACGCGGCUGACAUAUACGUUCUCGGAUUUCAAGAGAUUGUACCUUUAAAGACCCGAACUGUGAUUGGAGCAGAAGAUCCAACAGAAGCAACAAAUUGGAACCGGCUCAUAGGGAAAACUCUCAACGACAAGUAUGGCUGCCCUUGGUUAACGCCCAUGGUAACUCGAUUCUCAAGCGACAACUACCACUAUGUACCAGCUUCUGAGUCGGAUAGGAGAGCGAGCUUUAGCAGCUAUACUGAGAAGUCUGAGCUUCCAUGGAGAGAGCGAUCGGGAACUGUACGUGAGAUGCCAAAGGUUGGGAGCAAGUACAAACUAAUGGCUAGCAAGAAGAUGGUUGGAGUUUUUAUAAGUGUGUGGAUGAAGGAUGACUUGCUCAGGAAGCACUGCAUUUCCAAUGUUAAAGUUUGCUCUGUGGCUUGUGGCAUCAUGGGCUACUUGGGAAACAAAGGUUCGGUUUCAGUUAGCAUGGCCAUUGACGGAACUAGCUUCUGCUUUAUUGCAGCACAUUUAGCCUCUGGCGAGAAAAAAGGCGAUGAAGGACGAAGGAAUCACCAAGUGUCGGAGAUUUUUAGGCGAACUUUUUUCCCUCGUUCCCCAGGAGACGACGAUAACCCUCAUCCUCUUACCAUAUUAGGUCACGAUCGGAUAUUCUGGUUUGGGGAUCUCAACUAUAGGCUGUAUUUAGAAGACAAUCUUGCCAGGCAACUAAUAAAGAAGCAAGACUGGAGAGCAUUGCAAGAGUUUGAUCAACUUCGAAGGGAAAAAGAAUAUGAUGGAGUAUUUCAGGGCUGGAAGGAGGGAGACAUAGAAUUCGCCCCUACCUACAAAUAUUCUCAAGCAAAUUGUAAUCGUUACUCAGGAGGUCUUCCAAGCAGAUCAGGAGAGAAGCAAAGGACGCCAGCAUGGUGUGACAGAAUUCUAUGGUAUGGAAAAGGUGUGAAGCAACUCUCCUAUUUCCGCAGUGAAAGCAAGUUCUCUGAUCACCGGCCUGUCUCUGCACUAUUCUCAACACAAAUAGAAGUGGUGAAACCUAACACUACAAGAGUUGGUCUGCAAAACAUUUUUCCCACCAUACUUCCCAGUGACCAAAUUGGAACAAGCAGAGGUGGUGACGAAGCCAAGUCAACAUUGCUUUCUUUAUUAAUAAGAGACAUAGAAGCAUCGCCCAGACAUGCACAAAUUGUAGAGAAAAAAACAGAAAGUGAAUGCAGCUGACCUUUAAAGGUUGCCUUGCGACAGCUGCAAUUUUUUUUUAUAGAUACUUUAUUGUAAUCAUUUUUUACCAUUAUAUUUGGAGUUUUGUAAAAGGUACUCUAGAUGGACUGAAUAUUGUGAGUAUAAAGAUUAAUUAAGAUGUAUAUUUUACCAUAAAUGACGGAUGAUUGUAUGAUAAUCUACCAAUCAAAAAUUGUAGUUGAGCUCUUGCAUUGCUAUUC